AUGGCUGACUUGAGCUUCAUUGAAGAUUCCGAACCCUACACGGGAAAAGAGGAAGAUGAUGAAGAGGAGGAGGAGGAGGAGGGUGUGGAGUGGGGCUACGAGGAAGGAGUUGAGUGGGGCUUGGUGUUUCCCGAUGCUAAUGGAGAAUAUCAGUCUCCUAUCAACUUAAAUUCAAGAGAAGCAAGAUAUGACCCCUCACUGCUGGACAUUCGUCUAUCUCCAAAUUAUGUGGUGUGUCGUGAUUGUGAAGUCACUAAUGAUGGACAUACGAUCCAGAUUGUUCUUAAAUCAAAAUCAGUCCUCACAGGAGGGCCAUUGCCUCAAGGGCAUGAAUUUGAACUAUAUGAAGUCCGAUUUCACUGGGGGAGAGAAAACCAGCGUGGUUCUGAACACACUGUUAACUUCAAGGCUUUCCCCAUGGAGCUUCAUCUUAUCCAUUGGAAUUCCACCCUUUAUAGCAGCAUUGAUGAGGCUGUGGGGAAAACACAUGGAAUAGCUAUUAUUGCUUUGUUUGUUCAGAUCGGGAAAGAACACAUUGGAUUGAAGGCAGUGACUGAUGUUCUCCAGGAUAUUCAGUACAAGGGGAAGACUAAAAUAAUACCCUGCUUUAAUCCAAAUACUUUGUUACCAGAUCCUCUUCUGCGUGAUUAUUGGGUAUAUGAAGGCUCCCUUACUAUUCCACCUUGCAGUGAAGGUGUUACUUGGAUCUUAUUCCGAUAUCCUUUAACUAUAUCCCAGAUACAGAUAGAGGAAUUUCGAAGACUGAGGACCCAUGUUAAAGGUGCAGAACUCUUAGAGGGCUGUGAUGGAAUUUUGGGAGACAACUUCAGACCCACUCAACCACUUAGUGACAGAGUAAUCCGAGCUGCAUUUCAGUAGCCAAAGAGAACAAGAAUGAAUUAAUCUUCAUCCAGGGAUGGGGAGACAAUGGUCCCACAGUGCCCUUGGAUGAGAAAUGGAGACUCUGGAGGCACUGCUUCAGUUUAUUCACAAAGCCUGCAUUGUCUGCCUUCAUCUAAUUCUGCCUUGAUAGACAGCUGUGACAGUUGCCCUGUCUACACAGUCUGGUGAAAUUCUAGAAAUGGCUAUAUGUUGAAAAGAACCAUGCUAUACUCUCAAGUCACUACUAUUAAUGUUCUCUAAGUAUUCCUAUUUUUGCACCAUAGUGUUUUAUUGUUGUGUGCCACAUGAAUGAUACUAGUUUUUCUGGUUUGUUGUAAAUGUGAACAUGUAUCAGUUUUGUAGACAGUGGGGAAAAAUAGACCCCCAACAUUAGUAACUCUUCAUUUCCUGACUGUAACUGAAUAUUUUACUCACUCA
Gracilinanus agilis (Agile Gracile Mouse Opossum) is the source of this 1320-nucleotide messenger RNA. RefSeq names its product carbonic anhydrase 8 (gene CA8). Lineage: Eukaryota; Metazoa; Chordata; Mammalia; Didelphimorphia; Didelphidae. Gene Ontology annotation, molecular function: zinc ion binding; carbonate dehydratase activity. The transcript has 9 exons. The record is from RefSeq and is a predicted model, not a curated record. The coding region runs from base 1 to 879 and encodes 292 amino acids.